Messenger RNA from Guillardia theta CCMP2712, 1692 nucleotides. RefSeq lists its product as hypothetical. The transcript has 18 exons. The record is from RefSeq and is a predicted model, not a curated record. Bases 1 to 1692 code for a protein of 563 amino acids. Lineage: Eukaryota; Cryptophyceae; Pyrenomonadales; Geminigeraceae.
AUGCCCCUCUUGCUCUACCUCUUGAUCAUCUCCCUCCACGCUGCUUCUCCCGUCUUCUUGAGCCCAUCCUUGUCUGCCCUCAACGGAUCCACGUGUCACGCCCAAAGUCAAAAGUGCACGACAUCCUACGUAUUGGAUCGCUUUGAUACGAACCGACUGAGAUGCUUUGGAAGAGACCUGAAUGGUUUGAGCGGGGAAGAAGAUAUCAAGUGGGCCAAGAUCGCACUUGGUUACCGUCACAUGUGUGGGAUCUUGGCUGAAGACUCCGACUCUGACAGAGGAGUUGCAACAACAUUCACUUGCAGGUUUGUUGGGAGAGGAGAAUGUCCUUGGUUCAAGGCCCAAGUCCCGUCUGAUUACAAGGACGUGAAGUUCAAGAACAUUUGUUCCGGAGCAUACUUCUCUUGUGGAAUAGGAAAGUGGAGGGAGGGAGAGAAUGAGGCGGCGGCAAGGGAAGGAUGGGACUUGUGCGCCAUCGAAGAGGGGAUUGACAGACUCCAUUGCUGGGGAGAUGAAGAUAUCAUGAGGAAAAGUGUUCACCUGAGAGAAAGACGGCUGAGGAAUGUAAGUGUCGGAUACGACCACGCCUGUGCGAUCGAGGUCGAUUCUUCGAUGAAUGUCUGCUGGGGAUCAAAUUCCAAGAUUCUAGAGGAUGAAGAUGGGCAUGUUCAAACGUUUGUGACUGAAAAAUCUCGAAGCUUUCAUAGGAAGAUUGAACAGGUUUCAGCAGGUUGGGAUCAUUCCUGUGCGGUGGAUGCUUACCGGAGGCUGACUUGCUGGGGGGAUGUUGGGGUGGGAGGAAAGGGAAUGCAGCGGGGAGGAGGAGGGGGAGGGGAGCCAGGAGGAGAGUUUCUUGCUGUGAAAGCAAGCACCCACUACUCUUGUGCUGUUCAUGUCAGUGGAACUUUAAUGUGCUGGGGAGAGUCGCUCCCAGGAAUGGAGCAGACCAACUGGGAAAGACUACAAAUGUGCGAUGAAGGCAACACAUUGCAGGUGGCUCAUUUCGGUCCGAUGUUAUCUUCCAUCACUCACAUCGACGGGUCUUGGCUGCUGUUUGUCGACAAGGACGUGAACUUGUUCGAAGAUGAGUUCGUGAUGAUUGAGAACCCGUUGGCAAACUCUUUCCACCUGCAAACACAAGGGAAGCUGCAAGUAGAUGUUGUCGUCGCUCGUAUUCCGAAGGGAGUCGAGAGUCUGGAUGUGAUGCUAUUUGUGGACGAGAAGCAAGUGACGUCGAAAACAAUUCGACGGCAAGAGCUUGGAGCAGAAACUCCGACUUUGUGCGAUUACAACAAUCAUGAUUGUAUUGAAAGGAGGGAAGAACAUUUGUCGUUUGAGGUCAACAAUCUGAGUGAAGGAUUCCAUCUUGUUGAAGCUGCUGCCUUGAUUGACGGCUCAGCAGCUAUCAGUCAUAAAAUCCCCUUCACCCUGCUCUUGCCGGCAAGGAGCACUCAGGAUAAUCCGCCGUCGUAUCUCAUACCUCAAGUCGCCGUGGUCGGCACUAACGGAUCUGUCAUUCUCAACAACAUCAACGCCAAGGAGCUUGUCUUCUUCUCCUCCUACAGCAAACAUCACUUGACGGAUGUUUCUUGGCCUUCUAAGCUCUGGCCUAUCGCAACAAUUUCAACGCUUGAGCAGCGCAACACCUUCCGUCUCAAUCGAGUCUUGGAUGCAGAAGUAAGGGAUACGUAA